Messenger RNA from Hippopotamus amphibius kiboko, 3778 nucleotides. It is a transcript of the gene TFAP2A, whose product is annotated as transcription factor AP-2 alpha. Gene Ontology annotation, biological process: anatomical structure development; regulation of cell population proliferation; regulation of transcription by RNA polymerase II. Bases 538 to 2325 code for a protein of 595 amino acids. Lineage: Eukaryota; Metazoa; Chordata; Mammalia; Artiodactyla; Hippopotamidae. The transcript is spliced from 7 exons. The record is from RefSeq and is a predicted model, not a curated record. Gene Ontology annotation, cellular component: nucleus. Gene Ontology annotation, molecular function: RNA polymerase II transcription regulatory region sequence-specific DNA binding; DNA-binding transcription factor activity, RNA polymerase II-specific.
CCUUUUUCGCCCCCCCCGCCCCCACUCUGUGAAUCGAGCCCGAGGUGACAUCCCAAGGGGACGGGUGCUUAUCUGGGGACUCGUGUCGUGCGCGGUGCCGAGCGCAGAGACUCCAUGUCCGACCAGUCGCUUUGUUUUCAGGGCUGGGGGGACCCUUUGCGAGCCGGUCGGGGUGACACUGAGCCCCUAAGCCUCCCAGGGUGGACUGUCGCGUCCGGGCCGUGACCCAGGCCUCGGGCAUUCACUUUCUCGGAGGCCGAACCCCCGGGCGGGCGGGGUCCGAAGCUCCGCGCGGCGCCAGGCGCCUGUGGGACCCAGGUGGGAGGCGAUGAACUUGCACCCCCGGAGAGGGACCCUGUGGGGGCGCGUGUGCAUGUGCGUGUGAAACCAAAAAAAAAAAAAAAAAAAAGAGCGAGAUGAGAAGCGAGAGGAGAGAGAGGAGGAUAAAUAGAGUGAAGGCUGUUUCAACAACUUUGCGGCAGGCGAGCGCCGGAGCAGGGAUUUCGGGUUUCCGAGCCGGCUCGGGGCUGUCUAAUUAUGUCGGGCUCUGCAGGGACACGCAGGAGGCGAGGUGCCGCUUGUUCUGACACCCCGGCGGGGCAGGCUGGCAGCGGCUGCUGGGAGAGAGCGAGCCGUGUCAUCCGGGGGGGCGUCGGGCGGGAGUGGCCCAGCCAGUCGGACGGGUUUGCGCCGGGAGCCGGGAGCCCGUGCCAGCGGCGCCCGGGCUGGGCCGCGUCCCGGCUUCCCCCUCCGCGAGCCCCGGCCCCGGAGAGCCGAGGGCGGGGCGGCCGCCGCCGAGCGUCCGGCCCCGGGAGUCCGCGGGAAGCUCGAACGGCGGCCCAGGCGAGGGCCGGUCCCGGGAGGGGGCGCCGGGCCAUGGAGGAGCGGCGCGGCGGCGGGCGCCCGAACCCCCAGCCCCAGGCCCGGCUGCGGAGCGGAGCAGCCCGCGGCCGGAGGGCGCCGGGAAGCAGCUCGGGUGCCGAGAGCCCGAUGAUCGGCCGGCCGCGGUCCCCGACAGCUCCCGGGCGCGACGCGCGGCCCCCGCGGCAUCCAGAGGACCGUCACGACGGCACCAGCAACGGGACGGCACGGUUGCCCCAGCUGGGCACUGUAGGUCAAUCUCCCUACACGAGCGCCCCGCCGCUGUCCCACACCCCCAAUGCCGACUUCCAGCCCCCCUACUUCCCCCCGCCCUACCAGCCUAUCUACCCCCAGUCGCAAGAUCCUUACUCCCACGUCAACGACCCCUACAGCCUGAACCCCCUGCACGCCCAGCCGCAGCCGCAGCACCCGGGCUGGCCCGGCCAGAGGCAGAGCCAGGAGACUGGGCUCCUGCACACGCACCGGGGGCUGCCCCACCAGCUGUCGGGCCUGGAUCCUCGCAGGGACUACCGGCGGCACGAGGACCUCCUGCACGGCCCCCACGGGCUUGGCUCAGGACUCGGAGACCUCCCGAUCCACUCCUUACCUCACGCCAUCGAGGACGUUCCGCAUGUAGAAGACCCGGGUAUUAACAUCCCAGAUCAAACUGUAAUUAAGAAAGGCCCCGUGUCCCUGUCCAAGUCCAACAGCAACGCCGUCUCCGCCAUCCCCAUCAACAAGGACAACCUCUUCGGCGGCGUCGUGAACCCCAACGAAGUCUUCUGUUCAGUUCCGGGUCGUCUCUCGCUCCUCAGCUCCACCUCGAAGUACAAGGUCACGGUGGCGGAAGUACAGCGACGCCUCUCACCGCCCGAGUGUCUCAACGCUUCGCUGCUGGGCGGAGUGCUGCGAAGGGCGAAGUCUAAAAAUGGAGGAAGAUCUUUAAGAGAAAAACUGGACAAAAUAGGAUUAAAUCUGCCAGCAGGGAGACGUAAAGCUGCCAAUGUCACCCUGCUCACGUCACUAGUGGAGGGAGAAGCCGUCCACCUAGCCAGGGACUUUGGGUACGUGUGCGAAACCGAAUUUCCUGCCAAAGCAGUAGCUGAAUUUCUCAACCGACAGCAUUCCGAUCCCAAUGAGCAAGUGACAAGAAAAAACAUGCUCCUGGCUACAAAACAGAUAUGCAAGGAGUUCACUGACCUGCUGGCUCAGGACCGAUCUCCCCUGGGGAACUCGAGGCCCAACCCCAUCCUGGAGCCCGGCAUCCAGAGCUGCUUGACCCACUUCAACCUCAUCUCCCACGGCUUCGGCAGCCCGGCGGUGUGCGCCGCGGUCACGGCCCUGCAGAACUAUCUCACCGAGGCCCUCAAGGCCAUGGACAAAAUGUACCUCAGCAACAACCCCAACAGCCACACGGACAACAGCGCCAAAAGCAGUGACAAAGAGGAGAAGCACAGAAAGUGAGGCUCUCCUCCCGCCCCGCCCCCUGCCCGCGCCUCACCGGCGGCCCCCCCGCCUCCCGCGCUUCCACCCACUCCAUCUCCAUCUCCAUCCCCAUCCCCCCCCCCACCGACCACCUCCGGCAGGUGACAGCUCCGGGAUCAGCACCCCCCCACUGCUGCUACUGCUGCCGCCGCUGCCGCCGCCGCCUUCGGUCCGGAGUCUCGGGGUACCCGGGACAGCGCUCCACUGUGAGGGGGUGACCUCGCGGUCUCAGGCCCCGGCCCGGACCCCACCCCGCACCCCUUCCGCCCAUCGGCACCGACUCCCCUUUGCCCUCGUGUGGAGCCUAAGAGAACAGAACAGGCCGUGAAGCCAGCAAAGAAAAGUUCUGUCCGAGUUUGUGAACCUGUUUUUUUGUUUGUUUGUUUAAACCAACAAAUCAACAACGACAACAAAAAUUUAAAACUUUUUUUUUUUUUAGAAAAAAGAACGUAAAAAUUAAAAAAAAAAUUAUAUGAGCUUCACUGGACGGAAUCACCACCUUCCCUUACAUACUUCAGUUCAGAUUGUAGCCAUACUUUAAAAAAAAAAAAAAGGCAAAAAGGAUAAUGACAUUUUUAUCAGUAUUGUGAAUAAACUUGAACACAGAUACUCGAAGUUCCAUGUCUUGUCUUCAGAUGUAGAAGUUUUCCUUCUUCAAGGUAAAGCGACCAACUUGAACUUUCUCUGGUAACACGAUUCACAGCUCUAUAAGGGAAUCAGUGUUCACGUCUCUGUAUAUAUUUAUUUAUGUGUAAUUUAAUGGGAAUUGUAAAUAUGGUGAGUCUGUUUUAAGCUUUUUUUUUUUUUUUUUUUUUUUAUUUAUCUGGUGAUCUCGUUUACCUCUUGUUUAGUGGGUUUUGAUUCUUCCCUAUUAGUUCUUCAUGUGGUUCAUGGUACUUAUUUAGGAAUCCAAGGUUUGGGGGAUGUUUUUUUCUCUGGGAUUCAUGAAUUUAGCCCUGUUGUAGCAUGUUAAAGACGACAAUGAAGCAGCUGAACCAAUAAAAAAAAGUCAAAAUUUUAUAAAUAAUUAGUGUUACAUUUAGCUUUUCAUUGAACUGAAAGAAAGAAGUGAUAUUGGACCCUGGAAAGAUUUUUAACUUGAGUGGUUUGAUAACCGUUCUAUGUAUUGUGGGGAGAAAAAAAAAAGUUUAUUUUAUUCCACUGUCCUCCCUUAAAAGCAUCAUUUGAGCAAUAAAUGAGUGUUGUCUUUAAACCCAAGGGUUAGGGAUUUUUUUCCUCUCUCUUUCUCUCUCUCUCUUUUUGUUCAAAGAACUUCAGACAUUUGGGACCACCUGGUAUUCUGUAUUUUCACUGGCCAUUUUGGAAGCAGUUCUAGCUGUAUUGUAUUGAGUUGUGCUGGCAGUAGUUUCCAUGCCUGUCAAUGUAUCAUAGUCCUUUGUUGCCCAGAUAAAUAAAUAUUUGAUACGCUUUA